Coniosporium apollinis CBS 100218 is the source of this 1128-nucleotide messenger RNA. RefSeq lists its product as uncharacterized. The coding region runs from base 1 to 1128 and encodes 375 amino acids. Gene Ontology annotation, molecular function: protein methylesterase activity. Gene Ontology annotation, biological process: protein demethylation. The transcript has 2 exons. The record is from RefSeq and is a predicted model, not a curated record. Lineage: Eukaryota; Fungi; Ascomycota; Dothideomycetes.
AUGAGCGAUUUAGUAAGAUCCUUCGCCAAAGCCAAGCUGUCCAGCCUGCCGCCAGAGCCUCCUCUGCCUGAAGAGCAAGACCGCGAGGAUGAUUCCUCCUCAGCCUCCAGCGUGUCGUCCACAGGCACUGUGCGGCCGUCCUCCAGCCAUAAGGCUGCGCCUCCCACCCACUGGAGCGACUACUUCGCCCAGGAGCUGUAUCUCGAGAGGCAGUCCGAUCACGGCCGAGCAAAAUUCCACGUCUAUCUAACCCCGCCAGCAACGCCGAAAGCACCGCUCAUCGUUGCACACCAUGGCGCCGGAUCCUCCGGUCUCUCGUUCUCGCUGUUCGCUCGUGAGCUGCGAAAACUCAUGCCUGAAGCUGGUGUCAUGUCCGUCGACGCACGUGAGCACGGCUCAUCCGUCGUCUGGGAUCCAUCCGGUGAGGUUGACAAGGACCUCUCCAUCACCACCCUCAGUCAAGACCUCGUAGACGUUAUCCGGAUGACGGCAGAGAAGUCAGGCUGGCCUGGCCUCCCGCAGCUCCUGCUCGUAGGCCACAGCCUAGGCGGAGCGGUCGUCACAGAGACCGCGAAGACGGGUCUGCUGGGCGGCAAACUGAUCGGGUAUGCCGUCCUCGACGUUGUCGAAGGCUCCGCUAUGGAGGCGCUCAAGAGCAUGCAACUAUACUUGUCGAGCAGACCGUCGGCUUUUCCUAGCUUGGACUCUGCGAUCGACUGGCAUAUACGAUCACGCACGAUACGGAACUUGGACUCUGCGCGGGCGUCUGUACCCUCGCUGUUGCUGCAGACCCCCGCUGGCUCGUGGAUCUGGCGGACCAACCUGUCAAAGACAGAGGCUUACUGGUCUAACUGGUUCGACGGGAUGAGCUCGAAGUUCCUCUCAGCCAGGGGCGCGAAGCUGUUACUGCUUGCCGGCACUGAUCGGCUGGAUAAGGAGCUCAUGAUCGGACAGAUGCAAGGCAAAUUCCAGUUGCAAGUCUUCCCCGCUGCUGGCCACUUCGUCCAGGAGGACCUGCCAGAGAAGACCGCGGAAGUCAUCGUAGAGUUCCUCAGGCGAAACGAUCGCAGCACGCUUGUGCUGCCGCCGAAGGUGUCUGAUCUGUUGAAGCAAGGCAAGAAAGUGUGA